AUGAGCAAGCUGAUGAAGGGAGGGUUGGAGGGAGAGGAGCAACGCCUCCACCGCAUUCGGAUUACGCUGACGUCGAAAGAUCUCAAGUCGAUCGAGAGAGUGUGCACCGAGCUGAUCACCGGCGCCAAGGAGAAGAACCUCCAGGUCGCAGGCCCCGUCCGUCUCCCAGUCAAGACCCUCCGAAUCACCACCAGAAAGUCCCCGUGCGGAGAGGGUACCAACACCUGGGACCGCUUCGAGAUGCGCAUCUACAAGCGCCUGAUCGACCUGCACUCCCCCAGCGACGUUGUGAAGCAGAUCACGUCCAUCAACAUCGACCCCGGUGUCGAGGUCGAGGUCACCAUCAUCGACAUGUAA
Molecule: messenger RNA, 357 nt
Organism: Besnoitia besnoiti
Lineage: Eukaryota; Apicomplexa; Conoidasida; Eucoccidiorida; Sarcocystidae
Product: ribosomal protein RPS20
Exons: 3
Coding region: 1-357 (118 amino acids)
Biological process (GO): translation
Cellular component (GO): ribosome; cytosolic small ribosomal subunit
Molecular function (GO): structural constituent of ribosome
Source: RefSeq, a predicted model, not a curated record